Nymphaea colorata (pocket water lily) is the source of this 2097-nucleotide messenger RNA. Its product is annotated as putative disease resistance protein RGA3. NCBI's taxonomy places the organism in Eukaryota, Viridiplantae, Streptophyta, Magnoliopsida, Nymphaeales, Nymphaeaceae. The record is from RefSeq and is a predicted model, not a curated record. Gene Ontology annotation, biological process: defense response to other organism. The transcript is spliced from 2 exons. Bases 1 to 2097 code for a protein of 698 amino acids.
AUGACAUCCGAUCGGAUUCGAAUUCCUGCGGCCUCAUCAUCUUUCCCUCAAUAUGGUGACAUUCUUCCUGAUCUCAUGCUGAGCUAUGUUGACUUGCCAGCGUCUUUGAAGAGUUGUUUUGUAUAUUGUUGCAUUUAUUCAAAGGAUUAUGAGAUAGAAAUGGACUUAUUGGCCAUGCAAUGGGUGGCGCAUGGAUUGAUUGAGGAAAAGAAAGGCAUGGAUGUGGAAGUGACAGCAAACCAAUGUAUUGAUGAUUUGAUAAAUAGGUGCAUGACUGAAGAAACUGAAGAAGGGGAUGUAAAACUGCAUGACACUUUGCAUGACCUUGCCUCAUAUAUAGGUAGAAAGGAAUAUAGCCAUGCCUCUCCUACUGAGCACACCAGCCAUCUGUCAUUGCUUGAUGUAGAUGAUGCAGAGACGUCCAUGCAUAAUGUUUCAUUAGUAGCAAAUAAGUUGCACACAUUGUUCUGUGCAUUCUUGCCGUCGGAACAAUUCACCAACAUCAAGUGGUUGAGGGUGUUGUCAUUGGAGGAAUGUGAAAUGGAUGAGCUGCCAAAUUCCAUUGAAUGUGUUUCACUACUAAAGUAUCUCAAUCUAAGCUAUUCAGAUGUGAAACGGUUGCCCAGUUCAAUCGACAGACUUUGGAACUUGCAAACGUUGGAUUUAAGUUAUAGUAAAAUUGAAGAGGUGCCCGAGGAAAUAGGUAAACUAUGCAACUUGAGGUAUCUUGGGCUGGAAGAGGAUAGAAGAGGAUGUAAUAUUAAGGUACUAAAAGACUUGAACAACCUAACGGGAAAAUUGUCCAUAGAAGGUUUGGGGGCUGCUAGAAAGGAAGUCAAUUUAGGAGAAGCCCAAUUGCUUAAGGAGAAGCAUCUUCUAACUGGUUUGAAAUUUGACUUUGAGGAACAACAUGAUGACAAAGUUGCUGAUGCUUCUGAACAGAGUUGUAUACUGGAGGCUUUGGAACCUCCACAUUGCCUCAAGAACUUGAAGAUACGUCAUUAUAAAGGAGAGAUGCCAAGUUGGUAUUUGAAGACCGACUACACCAAGCUGCGGAUAUUGAAGCUAGAAAAUUGCCCUUUAUCGGAAAAACUAAUAAGCAUUACUUCAUUGGAAAAACUAGAGCUCAAUAAAUGCCCAGCAGUGUGUGAAAUAGCGAGCAUGCCUUCUCUCAAAUCCUUGAAGAUUGGGAGCUGUGAUGGACUCAACACAAUUGGUCAUGACAUGCCUGCCUUGGAGUCAUUGGAGGUGGACGGAUGUGGUAGACUAGAGCAAGUAGCUGAUGAUCACAUGCCAGCUUUGAAGAUGUUGAAUUUGACUAAUCUGAAGGCUGUGAAGCAGCUUCCUACUCAUCUUCCUUCACUUGAGGUACUGACAGUACAGGAUUUGCCCAAUUGGGAGGGAUGGCCAGCAAUUGGAUCGAGGGAAACAACAAUUUCUAUGCCACGCUUAAGAGAGGCGGGUCUUGAAAAUUGUCCAAAGAUGCAAACACAAGGCUUGCUUUAUGCUCUAUCCGAGCAGGAGCAUGACUAUGAGCCUCGGCUCCAAGAAUUAAGAGUGUGGGAUUGCCCAAGUGCAAGAUUGGGAUGGAAAUUGCUCAAGCAAUUGCCUAACCUCACUGACUUGAGAUUGGAUAGGGAAGCUUUGGAAUCUACACUGCCAUCGCCAUUGCCAUCAGAAGUAUCAACGUUUCUACCCUCCCUUGAGCAUCUAACUUUGACAGACGCGAAUGUUGAUAAGCUAAAAUGGGGAAGGGUGCCUGAGUGGGUGUGGGGUCUCUCCCAACUAGAUUCAUUAGGCCUGCAAGGUUUCACUGAGGAGAUCAGCUUGGGAGGCCACUGGCAGUGUCUACAAGAACUGGUGCGUCUGGAGCUUUAUGACUUUCCCAAUCUCAAGUCCCUGGUGGACAUCAAUAAUACUACUUCCCUACAAAAUGAUGCAGUAGCCACAACAAGUCCCACGGAUGCAAAGGAACAGCUUGCUUGCCUCUUGAAUCUUGAAGACCUAGUUGUUUCCUGCUGCCCCGCAGUCGAUCUGCCGCAAGAAUUAAGGGACUCUCUUGAGGACAGGUUACACAUAGAAACAGAAAGGGCUUGA